Caenorhabditis briggsae is the source of this 1911-nucleotide messenger RNA. It is a transcript of the gene Cbr-lge-1, whose product is annotated as Protein CBR-LGE-1. Bases 1 to 1911 code for a protein of 636 amino acids. The record is from RefSeq and is a predicted model, not a curated record. NCBI's taxonomy places the organism in Eukaryota, Metazoa, Nematoda, Chromadorea, Rhabditida, Rhabditidae. The transcript has 12 exons. Gene Ontology annotation, biological process: protein O-linked glycosylation via mannose. Gene Ontology annotation, molecular function: xylosyltransferase activity; glucuronosyltransferase activity.
AUGAAACUUCAAAACUUUAUACCCGAUGUCAUAUUUUUAGGAUGUCUGGCAGUGUUCACAAAAGCGGAACCAUAUCUAACCAUCUGGAACUAUGUUCACCACAAACGUUAUGGAUCUUUUCCUGAAGAAGACCAUAUCAGUCUUGUCUACAUGCUCGGUGGCAAUUUCAUGACCCGUCUCAUGUUCAUGCAACACUUCAAAAGUGUCUUGAGCUACUCAGAUCACUACUUCCGAUUGUAUUUUAUUGUGGACGAUGAUAACAUGCAAGAUGUUCAAGAUCUUAUGGCAUCGUGGAAUAUUUCUAAUUGUGAUUGGUUUUUCUACAAUCUCACCGAGUAUGAGGAUCGCGUCAAAUGGAUUCCCAACUCUCAUUAUUCAAAGUACUACGGAUUAAGCAAACUUUUGAUUCCAGAAAUUCUACCGGAUACUUUGGGGAAGAUAAUGUUUGUGGAUAUUGACUUUGUAUUCCGCACGGACAUCUUCCAUUUAUGGCAAAUGUUCCGGAAUUUUGACCGAAAUCAAUCUUUGGGAAUGACGGAGAAUUUAUCGGAUUAUUAUUUGAACAAAAAUGGAAAGAAGUCGGUUUGGACUGCAAGGGGACGUGGAUUCAACACAGGGGUGAUUAUGAUGGAUUUGGAUAGACUCAGAGACAUGGAUUUCAAAACCAAAUGGAGAGCGGUGGCUAACAAAUAUUUGAGAAUACAUGGAAAAACUACCAUGUCGGAUCAGGACAUUUUCAACGCCUACCUCUACGAAUAUCCACAAGAAGUCAAAACCCUUCCAUGCGCUUGGAACUAUCAACUUGGAGUUCUAUCGAAAUCCGAUAAGCUUUGUUUUGAAGAACCUCAAGCCCUGCAUUUUAACUCGCAGAACAAAACGGUUAGAAAGAACUAUCUGCUCUACAAUGCCGUUCGGAAGGAGAUUGAUGGAAUUGAUGGAACAGAGCUACGCAAACGACGAUCGCUGGUUUCCACACAUCCAGCACCCAGCUCUCCAACACCUUCUAAAACCAACACAUGUGAACAAUUCCUACCAUUACAAAACUUCCGAGUCCUCCCGAAUGCUCUAGGAAAAAUCAAAGAGAAUCCAGAAUUAUGUCUGGUCACGCAAUUUUCCAAGGAUCGUCUCCACAGUUUUGUGAAAAACGCAAGGAAAUGGAAUCGCCCAAUUUCUGCAGCAAUUUACGGGAAGGAUUCAGAUUUGGCUGAAAUCGCUGAUGUUAUAAAAGCUCUAAACCGCUCAGAUAUUGCUAUUCACAUGGUGUUUGAGGAAGAAUCGACGUAUCCGAUCAACUUUUUGAGAAACGUAGCUAUUAACCAUACUGAAUGCGUGAAUAUGUUGCUGGCAGAUGCUGAUUUUAUAAUUUAUGGAGAUUACAAAGAGCUGGAAGACCAGGCUAGAAACUUAACUGAGAAAGAGGUUUUGGUAAUUCCUGCAUUUGAAACUACAAAUGCUUCGAUGACAGAUGUUUCUAAGUUCCCGCAAACCAAGAAAGAUGUGGUUUUGUCGUUUUUCAAUAAAACAGUGCAAAUGUUCCGUGGGAAAUCUUGGCCAAAUGCACACAACGCAACAAAUAUCGUCGAGUGGAUUGCAGCGGAACAUGUCUAUUCGGUCAACUACAACCGAAACUACGAACCCUAUUUUAUCAUCAAGAAAACAAGUUUCCCAAUGUAUGAUUUGCGUUUCGGCGGCUAUGGAUGGAAUAAGGUGACCCACGUUUUGCACCUGCGCAUGUUAAACUUCAAGUUCCUGGUCUCCCCGUCCAGCUUCAUGAUUCAUCAAGACCACACCAUCUCUGAAUCGCUUGUUCGUUGGCGUCAAGAUUCUCACUAUCAAAAGUGUCUUCACGACUUGAAAUAUCAGUUUCUCCGAGAAACUGCUACAAUGCUUGGUUUUGAGCUACAUGACUAG